GCAGCUCAGGGCCUGAGAGCCUCCUCUUUGGCUUCCUAGGAGACAGCUCAUUUUGGGAAGUUUCGGGGGCUCGCUAAGGUUGGAACACUUGGGCCCAGGUGGGCCCAGGAGCAAUCUCCUCCAGUGAUCUGGCUGGAAACUGGGACUUCUGGAUUUGAGAUCUCUCUGCCUCCUGCAAGCCAGCUCUGUAGUUGCAGGUCCCAGGCUAACCCCCUGUCCAGGAAAAGAAGGGAAGGACAAUCUGUUCAAUUAUGACCGUACUCCAUCAACAUCCUGCAGAGGACCAAGGCCUGCCCCAAGCAGGGAGCUUGGAACCCGAGGGAAUGGCCCCUAAGAGCCACAGAUCCCCACCCCAGGAGUUGGUGACUUUCAAGGAUGUAGCUGUGGACUUCAGCCCUGAGGAGUGGGGUCUGUUGGACCCGGAUCAGAAAGAGCUGCACAAUGAGGUCAUGCUGGAGAAUGCUGAGAACUUGCUCUCCCUGGGACUUCCAGUUCCCAGAGAAGAUUUCAUCAAUCAUGUGGAGAGAGGAGGUUGGAGGAACUCCUGUCCUGAUACAGAGACACCGUUUGAUAUGGAGAAGGUGAGUGCAAAUCUGAAAAUGAUCUCAUGGAAAGACCUUUCUCAAUAUCGUGAACACAGGACUGUUCUUGCUAAGCACAAAAGAAACCAUACUGGAGAGGAACACUGUGAAUGGAAUACACACAAGAAAGCUUUAAGAAAGAGUUCUAGUUUUGUUAAUGAUAAGAAUAUACAUCCUGAAGGAAAAACACCUGAGUGUCACGAAUGUGAGAAAGCUUUCAUUUCACUCUCUUCCCUUGCCAAGCACCAGAGAAUCCAUGCUGGAAAGAAAUCUUAUGAAUGUAAGAAACAUGGGAAGACUUUGAGAGAGCGAUCUAUUCCUGCUCAACAUGGGAGAAUUCACACAAAAAAACAAUCUUACAUAUGUAAUCAAUGUGGAAAGGAUUUUCAGUAUUAUUCCAAAUUGGUUCAACAUCAGAGAAUCCACAUUGGAGACAAGCGUUACAAAUGUAACGAAUGUGGAAAGACUUUCACAAAGCGCUACUACCUUGAUACACACCAGAGACUCCACACUGGAGAGAAGCCUUAUGAGUGUAAUGAAUGUGGAAAGGCUUACAUAAAGAGCUCUAGUCUUAUUGAACAUCAGAAAAUCCAUACUGGAGAGAAGCCUUAUGAAUGUAAUCAAUGUGGAAAGACUUUCACACGGAGUUGCAUUCUUCGUGAACAUCAGAGAAUCCACACUGGAGAGAAGCCUUAUGAAUGUAACAAAUGUGGAAAGACUUUCAUGCGGAGUUACAGUCUUAUUGCACAUCAGAGAAUCCACACUGGAGAGAAGCCUUAUAAAUGUAAUAAUUGUGGAAAGACUUUCAAAUGUCACUCUAAUCUUGCUAGCCAUCAGAGAAUGCACUCUGGACAGAAGCCUUAUCAAUGUAACGAAUGUGGAAAGACUUUCACACACUGUUACACUCUUACUAAACAUCACCGAAUCCACACUGGAGAGAAGCCUUAUAAAUGUAAUGAAUGUGGAAAGGCUUUCACACACUGUUCCACUCUUACUAAACAUCAGAGAAUCCACACUGGAGAUAAGCCUUAUGAAUGUAAUGAAUGUGGAAAGGCUUUCAUAUGGAGUUAUAGUCUUCUUGAACAUCAGAGAAUCCACACUGGAGAGAAGCCUUAUGAAUGUAGUGAAUGUGGAAAGACUUUCAUACGCAGUUAUAGUCUUCUUGAACAUCAGAGAAUCCACACUGGAGAGAAGCCUUAUGAAUGUAGUGAAUGUGGAAAGACUUUCAUACGCAGUUAUAGUCUUCUUGAACAUCAGAGAAUCCACACUGGAGAGAAGCCUUAUGAAUGUAAUCAAUGUGGAAAGGCUUUCACACAGAGUUACUGUCUUCGUGAACAUCAGAGAAUUCACACUGGAGAAAAACCUUAUAAAUGUAAUGAAUGUGGAAUGGCUUUCACAAAGCGUUCUUACCUUGAUGUACAUCAGAGAAUCCACAGUGGAGAAAAUCCUUAUGAAUGUAAUGAAUGUGGAAAGACUUUAACAUCUCACUCCAGUCUUGCUGUCCAUCAGAGAAUCCACACUGGAGAGAAGCCUUAUGAAUGUAGUGAAUGUGGGAAGGCUUUCACAUAUUGCUCCAGUCGUGCUAGACAUCAGAGAAUCCACACUGGAGAAAAGCCUUAUGUAUGUAAUGAAUGUGGAAAGGCUUUCACACAGCGCAGCAGUCUUGGUAAACAUAAGAAAAUUCACAUUAGACAAAAACCUCAUGAAUAUGGAAACCUUCAGACAAAGCUCAAAUCUUGCUUAACAACAGAAAGAGCACAUUAACGAAAAACUUUUGAGUGUCUACAUCAUGGCAAAGUUUUUAAUAUAUAUUAGUCUCUGACUAGACAUGGGAGAUCCCAUACCAGAUGUAAAAUCUCAUUCAUACAAUUCAUUUGAAAAAACAUUCAGGCUCACUUCAUCCCUGAAUUGCCUCCAGAAAAUUCCUAGAAGAUUGAAAUCAUGGAUAAAGGCAUAAAGAUGGAGGACAGAAGCAUUAUUAAAAAUGUAUUUGCAGAAAGGCUUUCACCUGGAUCUCAUACUUUGAGUAGAAAGCUUACUGCAGAUGAAAGACAUGAAUACAAUGAAUGAGGGAAGGCCUCUUUACAUCUCAGAUCUCAUUGGACAUUGCAAUUUUAUUUUAUGUAUAAAUGCAAUUUAAUACUAUGUAUAAAGAUGGGAAAAUAGAUUUGGGUUUUUCUUUGAAAUCCCAAAAUUGGUGUCCAAAGAAGAGUUUAUAAUGGGGAAAACUGAUUGUUUUAAUCUCCUUUCUCAGUAAUGAUUAAGAAAUUUGUUCAUCUGAUUGUAAAUUGUUUUUACUACUUAAUUUUCCUCUUCAUUCUCUUAUUUAUUCCUAAAUUCUUUGGCUUUCCAUCUGUGUGAUAAGUAAUAUGUCCACAUUCUAAUUUUCUUUUAAAAUAUCCAUAAAUAAUGAGAUGAUUCAGGCCAAUUCCAGUACACUUGUGAUAGAGGGAACCAUCUGCUUAGUAAUUUCAUAUUUUUUUUGUUGUUUAUUUGCUUUUUGUUUUCUUUCUCAUUUUUGAUGAUUUUAUUUUUCUUGUGCAGCAUGAUAAAUGUGGAAAUAUGUAAAAAAAAAUAAUAAAAUAUCUGUACGUGUGGCUUAGGUCUCCA
Molecule: messenger RNA, 3191 nt
Organism: Antechinus flavipes (yellow-footed antechinus)
Lineage: Eukaryota; Metazoa; Chordata; Mammalia; Dasyuromorphia; Dasyuridae
Product: zinc finger protein 883-like
Exons: 5
Coding region: 252-2345 (697 amino acids)
Biological process (GO): regulation of transcription by RNA polymerase II
Molecular function (GO): RNA polymerase II cis-regulatory region sequence-specific DNA binding; DNA-binding transcription factor activity, RNA polymerase II-specific
Source: RefSeq, a predicted model, not a curated record